Liolophura sinensis is the source of this 615-nucleotide messenger RNA. RefSeq lists its product as uncharacterized. The record is from RefSeq and is a predicted model, not a curated record. Gene Ontology annotation, molecular function: calcium ion binding. The transcript is spliced from 2 exons. NCBI's taxonomy places the organism in Eukaryota, Metazoa, Mollusca, Polyplacophora, Chitonida, Chitonidae. The coding region runs from base 1 to 615 and encodes 204 amino acids.
AUGGGGAACAGACAGAGCAGCUAUAAGGUCACAAAAUUUGCACGAAAGACGCCGCUGGUUGUCAGUGACUAUCGAAUUAAGAAAUUUGAAUCUUAUUUCAACUUCCUCGACACUAACAAUGAUGGGGUCAUAGGUAAGGAAGAUCACGAAUUGGCGGCUAAGAAUAUGACAGCGCUCUCUAGUGGCAAUGUUGCUGAUGCUGAGAGUUUGAUAGCAACUUUGAUGACUUGGUGGGGAGUGCAAGGCACUGAAGAUGAAGAGGAUGCCGAGAUUACGGUAGCAGAGGCUGGUCAGCGCAUUGCGACCUACUGUAGGAGGACAGAUCCUGAAAUAGCCGAAAAGCAGACUCGUUCAACGUAUGAUAGAACAUUUGACUUCAUCGACUGGAACAAAGAUGGCGUUAUUUCUCAGGAGGAGCUGAUGAACUAUUACAAGUCGUACGGAGUAUUCGACGAAGAUUUCAUCACGGAGGUUUUCGAAAUGAUCGACGUCAGCGGUAAUGGCGUCAUUUCACGUGAAGAUUUUGUCGACGCGCAUGUUGCUUUCUGGUACAACGAUGAUCCUAAGAAUGGAUUUCACGUCCUGUAUGAUGUGCCCAAAGGGCUCCUGCUGUGA